UAUUAUGGUUUUAAAAUCCUGAAAUAUAUAUCGGUCAGGGGGAAACAGUCACGGUAUAGCCAUACCGCUCAUCACUGUUGUAUAAUGCCGCCCGUGAGAUGGUGCAGCUUUUUAAAUUCCUGUUAAAAUCCGCCAAAACUCCGGGCCGUGCCCACUUCCGGCCCAGUUUCCUGGACACCCUGCGCCUGGCAGUUCGCGGCGGACAUGGUGGCAACGGGCUGCCCAAGUACGGAGGAGUCGGUGGCCAAGGCGGCUGCGUCUACUUGGUGGCCAAGGAGGGACUGACCCUCCGCAAGGUAGUCCAGGGCUUGAAGGACAAGCGGGUGGCGGCCUCAAGUGGCGAGGAUAGCAGCAAGGCCAGCAUCUUCGGACGCCGUGGUGUGGACCAGAAGAUCGAGGUGCCGGUGGGCGUCCAGGUGUACGACGACCAGCACAAUCUUUUAGCGGAUCUCGAUGAGAACGAUGCCACCUGCAUUGUGGCGGGCGGAGGCAUCGGCGGAUGCACGGCCAACAACUUUCUGGGUCGUCCCGGCGAGAAUCGCACAGUGAAUCUGGACCUGAAGCUCAUAGCGGACGUGGGACUGGUGGGAUUUCCCAAUGCCGGCAAGAGCACCCUGCUCAAGGCCGUCUCCAAUGCCAAGCCCAAGAUUGCCGCUUAUCCCUUUACCACCAUCCGUCCGCAGAUUGGAACCAUCGAAUACCGUGACCUGCGCUCCAUAACUGUGGCCGAUCUUCCCGGCCUCAUCGAGGGAGCCCACGCAAACUUCGGCAUGGGCCACAAGUUCCUCAAGCACAUUGAACGCACCCGCCUGCUGGUCUUUAUGGUGGACAUUUUUGGCUUCCAGCUCAGUCCGCGUCAUCCGCAUCGCGAUUGUGUGGCCAACAUAUUUGCCCUGAACAAGGAGUUGGAGCUGUACGAUCCAUCGCUGCUGGAGAAGCCCACUGUCCUGCUGCUGAACAAAAUGGAUAAGGAGGGCGCCCACGAGAUCCUCACCAAAGUGAAACCAGUCAUUGAUGACCUGGCCAGUGGGCUGGCAGAGUGUCCCGAGGAACUGCGCCCCAAGCAGGUGCUGAAAUUCGAGAGCAUUGUGCCCAUAUCGGCCAUGAACUCCACCAAGGUCACGCAGGUGAAGUCGCAGCUUAGGAGGACGCUGGUGCGCCUGGCUGAGAAACAGUUCCUGGCGGAUGAGGAUCAGAUCAAGGAGCAGCUGAAGCAGCGCGUGGGCCUGGUGGGCCCCAAAUUAACAUAGUUCUAAGUGUAAACAAAUUUGCAUUAGUUUUUGUUUGGCCUAACAAAUCUAAAAUUAAAAACUGGAUAGCAGUGAAAAUGCAUACUUUUUAUUUGAGCAUUUAGCAAAGUGUUUUAGCAAAUAAUUUGUACCUUCUUAUUUUCUUCAUUUGUUAAACUGAUAUUUUAAAAAAAUUGCUCAUUUUAAAAGCGUAGAUAAUUUAAUAAACUCCUUACUCCUGAAAUUCCA
Drosophila biarmipes is the source of this 1478-nucleotide messenger RNA. Its product is annotated as GTP-binding protein 10 homolog. NCBI's taxonomy places the organism in Eukaryota, Metazoa, Arthropoda, Insecta, Diptera, Drosophilidae. The record is from RefSeq and is a predicted model, not a curated record. The transcript has 3 exons. Bases 99 to 1250 code for a protein of 383 amino acids. Gene Ontology annotation, molecular function: GTP binding; GTPase activity; magnesium ion binding. Gene Ontology annotation, cellular component: mitochondrion.